Messenger RNA from Fonticula alba, 3134 nucleotides. RefSeq lists its product as hypothetical. The transcript has 17 exons. The record is from RefSeq and is a predicted model, not a curated record. Lineage: Eukaryota; Rotosphaerida; Fonticulaceae. The coding region runs from base 93 to 2945 and encodes 950 amino acids.
CUCUUCCCCCCUCCCGGCCGCCUUUCCUUCUUCGCCUUCCUCCUUCUCUCCCUCUGUCUCCUUCUCCCGCUGUCCCUGUUUUUACCUCCGCCAUGUGGAAGCCCGGUUCCCUGGCCCCAGACGCCCCGGAGCCCGGCAACCCCCCUCCUGCCAGUCGAGUCCCGACCACGGCCCCGCCUGUCUCGCCGGAGGUCGUCUCCCCGGACCACUCCUAUGUGGUGUCGCGUUACAAGACACAGCUCUUGGCUCGACUUGCCGGCCACCGAGUUGUGGCCCUCUUUGCAUCCGGCCUUGAGCCGCCGCCUUGCGCGGUCGUCCGGCCGGCCGCCGGGAUUCAGCGGCCAGCCCAGGCAUUCGGCGGCGAGCCUGCCCCCGUCGGGCUCGGUAGCUCCGUCGGCUCGCCGCAGCUCCUAUGGGCCGAUGGCUUCGGCCUGGACUCUCAGAUCCCCCAGAUCCUGGAUGACAGCGGUUGGACCGCAAAUGGGAAGGCCAUUGGAUAUGUCGUGUCGACGAGUGUCGACGCGCAGCACCUUGCCCACCGCGCGGCCAUCGAGCGGGGCCGCGAACGGCCGGAUUAUGCCUGGGUUGGCUCGCUUCCCUCCAAGGAUCUGCUCUUCCAGGAUACGCCAGCGCGCGUAGUUUACCUCAGCGCAUCGGCCAUGGUGGCUGAGCUGCUGCGAGACCCUCUGGCUUCGCGUUUCUCGGUCAUCCUGGUGGAUUUCGGCCACUCGCUCAGCAAUGCACCCCUGGGCAUGGGGGACACAAGUCCCUUCCCCUCGACGGCCCCCCUGUCGAUGGGUCUCGUGGCAUCACUGCUCCGGAAACUAUCCAAGUCCCCGAUGCGCGACGACCUUCGUCUCGUGCCAAUUUUCCGCCUCGGCCAAGAGACCCUCUGCCAAGGGGCAAAUCCCACGCGUCGGGAAUGGACCGCUGAUCAGGCCCGCCUUGACGCCGGCCUCCGUCGCCUGUCGAUCGCCAUCGAGCGGUACUUCGCCCCGGCCGCCCCUUCCACUGAGGGUCCGGAGCCUGCCGCAUAUGCCGAGCUCCUGCUGGACAGUGGCCUCUCCUCGGGUCCAGCCCCCCUUGUGACCGUGUCCCCGCCGGACAAUGUCCUCCGGUCGGUGUGCUCGCUGAGUCCCGAGCAAGGUGCGCCAGCUGUGCUGGGCGCCUUGCGUGCUGCCGCUUCAGCGGCCCUCCUUCUAUCCGAGAGCACAUCGCUGCUGGAGACAGCGCUGGCUGGGGCACAUCCACAAGUGUUGGCUGGUCGCCGGCGCUUCAAUGUGGCCCUGGUCCAGUGUCCCUGCUCUUCGGCCAUGAACACGGCAGCCGAGCGCCUUGGGCGGUUCUUUUCCUCAUCCACAGGCUUCGCCGAUUUCAGUGUUGUGUCCACACUUGACACGGACCGGCGUCUGCCACGCUUUCGUAGCGGCCGGAAGCUGAUCAUCCUCGCGGCCGAGCCAGCCCUGGCCACCAACCCGGCCGACCCGAUCCCCGUGCACCCGUCCUUCCGCCAUGCUGUCAUCCGGACAUUGGAGGGGCUUGUUACGGCCGGCUGGCCGGCGGCCGGGCACUACCGACGCAUGGGUGCCGGGCAGCGAGCCCUGGCCCGUGUGGACCUCCUGGUGGACAGCUGUGUCUUCAGUGCGACGCUCUUUUCCCCGGGGCUCGGGCGCGAUGUCACUGUCCCGUCAGUGGUAUCCGGCCCCGUGGCCGGUGCCCCGACUACCACGCCAGAAUGCCCCCUCCCGACGGCACACUUCCUGGCCCUGCUGCCGCUUCUCCUGUCCUUGGACUUGCGCUUGGCGGUGCUGUGUCCGCCGCUGACCCUGGACGGACUCACUCUGGUCGGCCAUCCCCCGGGCACCAGUGCCGCGCUGACCAAUGCUGCUACCACACUCAUCGCCAUUGGUGCGCGCGACCUCGGCCGAUAUGCCGCGCCCCCGGUCGGUAUCCACACGACCACCAGUCGCCCACUGUUGAGCGGCUGGGAGGCGGUUCGCGCGAUCGAGAAUGUGGCGGCUCUUGGCCUGGUGGACCCUCAAACGGGCCGGCCCCUGGCCACCCUCGGCGCGUCGACUCUUCCUUCUUCCGUGGUUCGGCUUUGCACCUGGCUCUGCUGGUCACUGGGCCUGCGCGAUGGUGUGGCCGAUGCCGUAUCGCUCCUGCAUGCCCAGUCGACCGACGUCCUGGAGGGUGCUGCCGCCACCCUGGCCGUGCUUCGACAGGGCGGCCUUGCUAAUUUGCUCCAGCCCGCCAGCCCCAAGGCGCAGGAGGAGCUCCUGACCGAUCACGGCUGGGCCAGCGCCGAGGGCGAUGCCGUCACCGCUUGGAAUGUCAUCCGUGCAUUCGACUUUGCCAUGACCUUCCGCAAUCCGGCCCUCUCCGAGUAUGAGUAUGCCCGAUCCUGGGCCCAUGACCACCGGCUGAAGCUCCCGCCCCUGCUUCAGGCAUACAAGUACACCCGAGCCUUGAUCACCAGCGUCCGAGCAUGUCUGCCCGGAUCGGCGGCCGAUUCCCCUCUCUUCGCCGACAGCCAUGCCCUCCCGGCUGACGGCCCCUCACGACUGAUCCGGGCUCUGCUGGCCGGCCGGCCGCGCGCCGUCUGUGCCCUGGCUCCGGUGCCCAGCGGGCUCUAUUCCCUGUCCAGUGGGGCCGCUCUGAGGCCGCAUUACGGGCACUACGCCCGGGCGGCCGGGUUCGCCGGGCCCGGCGACGCGAUCAGCGCCCUUUGUGCUCCUGCCUUCUCGGCGGCCGAUACCCUCCGGCCGAAUGAGCUCUUCACAAUCCACACAUCCAGUGUCCUGCACCGCUACGCCCCGAAUGUUGUUCUCUACAUGGAUGUCGAUAACUCCACACUUCCGGAAGCUCCAGCCGGCCUGCGCUUUGUCUCGGUCAUCAGCCCCAAGUGGCUCCCUUCGACUGCCCGGACGGUUUACUCCUCUUAAUUGGGCCGCACCAGGCUCACGUGUACACCAGAACCCGGUUCUACACCCGAACACAUGCCAACCGCCACAGCUACCAACGCAUGUACCGCAUGCGCCACAAGGCCCUGGGCUGGGCGGCCGGGGCGUGCGUGCGCAUGCCCCUUCCCUUCCGCUUGCCCCGCCGCCGAGGGGGGGGGGGCGGGGGCGGCC